AUGGCUAAUAUGUCGCAGUUCAGGUUGAAUGUUCCUAACUUGGGCCCUGAUAUUAUUGGGCCUCCGAGCAACCCUAAGAAAAGACGGAAAAAUAAUCAAUCACAACCCAUCCAAGCGCCCCCUAAUGUGCAGGAUUUGCUACCGCCCACUCCUAGCGGAUAUGGAGACACGAUUGUGGCAAGCAACCCUUUCGAUGACUGUCCCAGCUCUGUUAAUAGCAUGGGCAUGAAUAGGGGCCCUCAAAUGGGGCCCAUGGGGGGACCAAUGGGUAUGCCCCCUAAUAUGACUUGCGCGAUGGGAAUGGGAAGACCUCCAAUGGGAGCAGUUCGCAUAGUUCGUUUUCCGGGCAUGGGUCCGAUGGGUUCUCCUAUGAUGCACAGCCCAAACGCUAUGGGCAAUCCUAUGAUGUCGGGAGGGCCCCGAAUGGGCGGUCACAUGGGACCAGGACCAGGCCCUCAUGGCGGUCCCCAUAUGCUGAAUAGUCCUAACGGGCAUGGACCAGGGGGGCCCAUGCAUCCUGGCAUGACAGGUCCUCCAAUGCAUAGUCCCAUAGGUGGCAUGGGGUCGAUGCAAGGUCCAAUGGGUCCAGGUUGCGGCCCGAUGGGCGGCCCAAUGGGAGGAGGACCUAUGAACGGGCCAAUGAAUGGAGGUGGCCCCAAUAAUCAAAUGAAUGGCCCCAUGAAUGGUCCAAUUAACGGUCCCAUGAGCGGCCCCAUGAAUAAUCCGAUGAAUGGGCCUAUGAACGGACCGGGGCCGAUGGGGGGACCGCACGGGCCCGGGGGGCCGCACGGAGGGCCUGGAGGCGGCAUGGGACAUAUGAAUGGGCCUAAUGGGCCGAUAGGUUCUCAACAUAGGUAUCAGUUUUCGGAACUGAAUUUGCACUCAUUUUGUUCAGGUCCUCCAAUGAACAACAAUAAUUUUAUGAUGUCCCCUAUGAACGCCAUGUAUUCCAAACCGAUGCCAGUCAGUGCCGGAAAAGUGUAUCCUGCCGAUCAGCCCAUGGUUUUUAACUCCCAAAAUCCGAAUGCGCCACCGAUAUAUCCAUGUGGAAUAUGCCAUAAAGAGGUUCAUGACAACGAUCAAGCAAUCCUUUGCGAAAGUGGCUGCAAUUUUUGGUUCCAUCGAGGCUGUACUGGAUUAACUGAACAUGCGUUCCAACUGCUUACCGCGGAAGUCUACGCGGAAUGGGUGUGUGAUAAGUGCCUGGCUACCAAAAAUAUACCCUUGGUAAAGUUUAAGCCUUAGUAUCCUAUUUUCGUGCGGAGCGUAUAGGAUAUAAACAAUUCGGUCCAUUUGGAAAUGUGAAGCGAACAUGUUUCAAAGCGGAAUCUAAUCUAAUCCUGGCCAGUUGCGUUAUGAAGCUUCAACAAAGAUUGAAGAAGAAGAAACAAACUUGAAUGUGUACCUCUAUAAUUAUUGUAAAAGAUAAGCAAUAGUGAUCUGAAGUUUAUACAGCGAACGUGCUCAUUUAGAUGCGGGUUGCUGCGUUCGUAUAUACAAUAUUUAUUGUAGUUAAUAUGCAAAGUUUUUUUUUAACUCGGUUUAUAUAAAGUUAAAGAUGUUAUGAAAUCAAACUUUCCAAUGAAACAAGUUUCGAAUGGCUUUGUACUAUUUUUCAUAGUAGCUUCUGUUUUAUAACCAGUCUUCUUCCAGUCAAAUAACGAAAGUUAAAUAUUUGUCAAUUUUUUUGUAUAUGACUACUUUGAAAGCGUCUAAAUUAAAAGUAUUUUAAAAUAGAGUCGAAAAUAUAACAUCUAAUUGUAUAAACCGUGGUUUAAAAAUCCUACCUACUAUCGGCAGAUAGUUUUGUUGCCAUUAUUACUAAUUAUAAUAAGUAUCCAAAAUACCCAUCUAGACUUAAGAUUUGAAAAUCACUCGAACUAGAUAGUUUGUUAAUUGGUUCGGGUAAUAAUUUCCUUCGGACUACAACAGUCAAUUAUGUAGAUGUUGGAAGCAUGUGAAAAUCGUUAUUAUUCUGAACAGAGACAGGAAUUACAUAAUUUAACUCCUGUAUAUGAUUCAAAUGCUUUCCACGCUCAGCUCUUUAGCUUUAAAAACCACUUUUCGUUCUACCCUUUUAUGUACCUUUAAUAUUUUUUAAGGCAGCAUUUUGUUUUCAAUACUUUAACUUGUAGUCCAAUUUUCUUCCAGUCCUCUAAGAAAAACAUUUUUCAGGCUGUUUUCAACAAAAUUAUAAUUUUGUUUUACACAAAUGUGUUUUUCCGUGCAAGACACUUAAUGCAAUAAAAGGUAAUUUACUCCUUGAGUAGUAGACUUACUAGUUAUUAAUUGAGCAGCUUAUUUUUAUGAAUAUUUUACUCUAAUUUUUUACUACUAAUCAGGCAGAGGGAUUUUUGCUUAAUAAAAUCGAUUAGGUAGGUAUCAGCCAUGAAACGGCAUAAAACGUCCGGACUAUAAAAACUACUUAAUUGUUUUAACUUAAAACUGUUUGCUUCGUUUGCAGAAUCGACAUCUUAUUUUGCCUAUCUGGGACCAAUAUUUUAAUUUUAUCAGCCCUAAUUUAUUCAACUGCGUUUUCGUAUCUAACUAAAUUUUCUCUCUAUUGUGUGAAUGUUUUUUUAAGUUCCAGUUUCUUGACCGAUAUGCCUGAUGGUUGAUUUUCUUGGGAAGACCGCCUUGCCCAGACCGGUUUCCCAAGAAAAUCAACCAUCUUGCAGUGAAUGUUUUUUUGUUAAUUAACUUGUAUAUAGCAAUAUUAAUAUGUAUAUGUAUAAGUCUUUAAAUUAUAUGCUACAGUCUGUAUAUAAUUAUAUAAUAAGGUAUCCUUGAGCUAUAGAAUAAUCAUAGAACGUAUUUAUAAAUAACUCAACAUAUAUUAGAAGCUAUAAAGGCUUUCAUGGCCUUUCACCGAAAAUUUUUCAACAAAAUACAUAUAUUAUGAUCUUUUGGCCUCAUAUUUGUAGCAAAUGCGAUUGUAUAACAUUUUGUAUAAAGUAGGGUAUGAUUUAAAAUGAAUAACCUGAGUUAUA
Dendroctonus ponderosae (mountain pine beetle) is the source of this 2990-nucleotide messenger RNA. Its product is annotated as protein pygopus. The coding region runs from base 1 to 1245 and encodes 414 amino acids. NCBI's taxonomy places the organism in Eukaryota, Metazoa, Arthropoda, Insecta, Coleoptera, Curculionidae. The record is from RefSeq and is a predicted model, not a curated record. The transcript is spliced from 5 exons.